AUGGCGCCCGCUCCGGUCUCUGUCCAGCAGCAGCAACGGAGAAAGAUCCUGACUGUUUUGAUGAUAUCCCUUCUUUUGGAUCUGAUUUCGUUCACGUUUAUCCUGCCGCUGUUCCCCUCCUUGUUGACCUUCUACCGCAACCGAGACCCUUCGCCCAACUCCCUGCUGAACCGGGUCUUCCACUACCUGAACGCGUAUAAGAACUCGUUUGCGCGUCCGAUUGAUUCUCGCUACGAUAUCGUCCUCCUCGGGGGUGCGCUGGGCUCGCUCUUCUCGUUGCUGCAGGCCAUCGCUGCGCCCUUCAUUGGCCGUCUGUCCGAUCAGCAUGGCCGCCGGACCGCCCUGCUCUGCUCCAUGGUCGGGAAUAUCCUGAGCGUCGCCCUCUGGGUGGCCGCCACCGACUUCCGGACUUUUCUCGCCAGCCGUGUCGUCGGCGGGCUGAGUGAGGGGAACGUCCAGCUCGCCAACGCGAUCGCCACGGAUAUCAGCGAUGAGUCGCAGCGCGGCUCGACCAUGGCCCUGGUGGGCGCCUGCUUCAGCAUCGCCUUCACCUGCGGGCCGGCCUUGGGAGCAGCGCUCUCCAACAUCACCACCGUCGCGGCCAACCCGUUCGCAACCGCCGCGGGAGUCUCGCUGGCCCUGAUCGUCCUGGAGACUGUGUACAUCUACUUCCGUCUCCCGGAAACGCACCCUCGCUUCACCAAGUUGAAGCGCCCUUCUUCUUCUACUACCACUACGCCGGAUGGCUCUACCUCCGACUCUGCUCACGAACCAGCCGACGUCGCGCCGGCUCCUCAUCAGCACGUCAACAACCCCGCGGUCUUGAACAUCCUACAUCUGCUUUUCCUCCUCCCCUUUUCCGGUCUGGAGUUCUCACUCCCCUUCCUAACCGCCACGCUCUACGCCGGGAAUAGCACCAGCAGCCCCUCCGCCCUGAAUGGCCGGCUGCUCUCGCUGAUGGGUCUGAUCGCCUCCCUGCUUCAAGGCACCGUCGUGCGCCGGGUCUCCCCCUUGCUCACCGUGCGGGCGGGUGUCGUUGCAUGCGCGUUGGCCUUCUUCCUCCUCGCGCGCGUCUCCUCCAUCACAGGCCUCUACGCCUCCGGCUGUCUACUAGCCGUCACCAGCGCGACGGUAGUCACCGGCCUGAACAGCCUGGGCAGCUUCGAGGCCCGCGAGGGCGAACGUGGCCGUGUCCUCGGUCAGCUGCGCUCCUGGGGUCAGGCCGGCCGUGCUGCGGGACCCUUGCUUUUCUGCUCGCUCUUCUGGUGGGUUGGCCGCGAAAUCGCCUACACCGCCGGCGGCCUCGCCAUGCUGGUCGUCUGUGUCGCGGUGUUUACCUUGCUCAAGGCCCCUCCUGUCACCAAGGUGAAGAGUACUUAA
Messenger RNA from Penicilliopsis zonata CBS 506.65, 1380 nucleotides. RefSeq lists its product as hypothetical. NCBI's taxonomy places the organism in Eukaryota, Fungi, Ascomycota, Eurotiomycetes, Eurotiales, Aspergillaceae. The record is from RefSeq and is a predicted model, not a curated record. Gene Ontology annotation, cellular component: brush border membrane. Bases 1 to 1380 code for a protein of 459 amino acids. Gene Ontology annotation, molecular function: transmembrane transporter activity. Gene Ontology annotation, biological process: transmembrane transport. The transcript has 2 exons.